AAAUGUGACUGUCUGACAAUGUUCCACUAGUGCACUAGAGUCUCCUCAUUCGACCACAUAUUUGCUAUAUAUACACGUGGGUUCAUAUUUUUCACAAAAGGCUUCGUUGAUGGAAUCGCAAUGGACCUCAAAGCAUUUUACAUCUUUUGUGUGCUGUUCUCUCUUUUGUCAGGAGAGCACUGUGGCCAAACAGUGUACGGUAAGAUAGGAGAAAACGUAUACAUACAUCUGCGGGAGUCACACGGAAGGUCUUUCUCUGAUUUUCAAUGGAGGCGCCCAGAUAUGCUUAUAGCCAAGAGAACAAGUUCUAUUAACACUUUUGCAGAGGUUUUUAGUAAUGGAACACUGAAACUGCACAAUGUCGGGAGAAACUGCAGUGGAGUUUAUACUGUUAGUGCCUACGAUGCCAAUGGCACGGUCCAACUGAAGGAGAGCUCUCACUUGGUUGUGAUUGAUCCUCCUGUGGUUGAGCUUGUUGUCUGUACACCGGACGUUUCUGUGUUACACUGUGCGGGGGAACAUGGUCCUGAUGCCGUGUACGAGUGGAGAGUCAGUAUCCAGAACCAGGGACGUCUAAAGGUCUCCAAUCAUACAGGGAAAUUUGUGACUCUGGACUAUUCAACUGGAAACAUCUCCUGCUCUCUGGAAAUUGGAAACUACAGCAGUCAGAGUGCGUCUUAUUCCCUGUCCUGUGCAGGGUCUGCUCGGUUGGUUCCAGAAGCACAGUGGUGUGUCAGUCUCGGGGUCACUGUCAUGCUGGUCCUUCUCUGCUUCAUGGCAUGUGGAAUUUCAAUCGGUGUACAAAUAUGCCGCAAGCAACAGAAUUCAAAUGUGAAGUCUGAAGAACGCAGUCCCCCUCUUGAGAUGACCCAGGAUGACGAGAUUGUUUACAGUGAAGUCAGAGUUGGAAAACGACGUAAAUAACGUCUGCACCCCUUUUAUUAAAUAGCUGUAAAAUGUUACUUCAGAAAACGACAAAGUAUUUUAUUUUCAUAACAACUGACAUUAUUUCUAUGCCUUUGAUAUUUUCAAGAGAAAGGGACUUUUUUGUGUCCCUUUGACGUAUAUCCUUGUGUAUUUGCGUGUAAAAAUUACAUACGUGUUACAUGUUUGCUCUUACCUUUUCUGGAAUAAACAUGGGGUAAAUGGC
Molecule: messenger RNA, 1150 nt
Organism: Anguilla anguilla (European eel)
Lineage: Eukaryota; Metazoa; Chordata; Actinopteri; Anguilliformes; Anguillidae
Product: T-cell surface antigen CD2-like
Exons: 5
Coding region: 121-924 (267 amino acids)
Source: RefSeq, a predicted model, not a curated record